This is a messenger RNA of Etheostoma spectabile (orangethroat darter), 742 nucleotides long. Its product is annotated as claudin-like protein ZF-A89. The record is from RefSeq and is a predicted model, not a curated record. Gene Ontology annotation, cellular component: bicellular tight junction; membrane. The coding region runs from base 50 to 682 and encodes 210 amino acids. Lineage: Eukaryota; Metazoa; Chordata; Actinopteri; Perciformes; Percidae. Gene Ontology annotation, molecular function: structural molecule activity. The transcript is spliced from 2 exons.
ACUAAAAUCUUUCUUUGUUGUUGCUUCUGCACAGUGUGAAACAACUAUUAUGUCAUCUGCAGGUCUCCAGAUUUUGGGCGUUUUCCUGGGAACCAUUGGCUUCCUGGGAGAUAUCAUCAUCUGCGCUUUGCCUAUGUGGAAGGUGUCUGCUUUCAUUGGGAACAACAUAGUAACCGCGCAAACAUUUUGGGAGGGCCUGUGGAUGAACUGUGUGAUGCAGAGCACUGGACAGAUGCAGUGCAAGGUCUAUGACUCCCUGCUGGCCCUCCCCUCUGACUUGCAGGCGGCCCGGGCCCUGAUUGUGAUCUCCAUCCUGGUCGUCUUGAUGGGAAUCCUGCUUUCUUUUGCAGGGGGAAAAUGCACCAACUGCGUUGAAGAUGAGGGGGCCAAGAGCAAGGUAGCCAUUGCUGCUGGAGUGUUCUUCAUUGUCGGUGGUAUUCUGUGCCUGAUCCCCGUGUCUUGGUCUGCUAACAUGGUCAUCAGUGACUUCUACAACCCCCUUUUGGGCGACCCACAGAGGAGGGAGCUCGGAGCGUCUCUGUUCAUCGGUUGGGGAUCAGCAGGACUCCUGUUGAUUGGAGGAGCUCUUCUCUGCUGCCAUUGUCCGCAGCCUAAGGAUGGUGGCUACUCUGUCAAAUAUUCUGCCCCACGCACAGCAGCCAGUGGAGGAGCCUAUGUUUAAAAUGUCUUCAUGCUUGUCAUACUCUAACUGGACUGAAUUAUUUUUAAAUGUAAUUUUUUA